CGGUGCCGGCAUACUUCAACGACUCGGCGCGCCAGGCCACCAAGGACACUAGCGCCUUCACCGGGCUCAACAUGCUGCGAAUCAUCAGCAAGCCGACAGCCUCCACCAUCGCGUUCGGCCUGAACAAGAUGGGCAACGAGCUGAUCUUCGACUGGGCAGCGGCAUCUCCGACAUGUUGCUGCUGAACAACGAGGAGGGCAUCUUCUUGGUGAAGGCGACGGCGGGCGACAAGCACCUAGGUGGCGAGGACUCUGAUAACCGCCUGGUGGAGUACUUUGAGCAGGAGUUCAAGCCCCACCACCGCAAGGACCUGACGUAGUACUAGCGCGCGCUGCGCCGACCGAACACGGUAUGCUAACGCACCAAGCGGAACCUGUUGUCGUCAGCGCAGACGUACAUCAAGAUCGACUCGCUGUUCGACGCCGUCGACUUCAACUCGAUCAGCACGCACGCGCGCUUCGGGAACCUGUGCAGCGACGACUUCCGCACGACGAAGAAACCCGUGGGGAAGGAUCUGCGUGCCUCAUAGCCGUCCAAGAGCCGUUGCACGAGGUGGUGCUGGCGGGCACCUCGACACGAAUCCUCAAUGCUGCAGCUGCUGACGGAUCUCUUAACGUCGAGAAGCCGUAUCACUCGAGCAAUCCAGACGAGGCUGUGGCAUUCGGCGCAAAGAAGCAGGCGAGCACUCUUAGCGACAGCAACAACCUUCCGGACCUGCUUGUUCUGAACGUAACGAUGUUGUCACUGUAGCCGCUACUUAAUACAAUUAUGAUAUGGUACUUGAAAUGCGAAUCGUUGAUGCUCUCGACGAUGGCUGUGGGGACAAGAACGACGUGUUGGAUCCGCGGAUUUGCUCAACAUUCACAGGAGAACGUAUUCGGAUGGGUGCGCAUUCCUCUGCGUCGGCUUCGUCGUCACUUGAGUCGUUUUCGUCACACGCCUUGGGGAACAGUUCGUACAUGAUAUGGUUGACUUCACUGGUUGCCCCCAAGUUGCAAUAAAUGAACACGAGUUUGUUCACGCGAUCUGGGGAAAGCCGAUUGCGAGUUUUUGUGUGAAUAUAACCGUGGAUACUCCAGUUGCGCUCACUGGAAGCAGAGAAUGUUGGAAUAGAUAGGAUUCGCGUUGCAAAUGGCUUGAUCGCGGAAAAACGCUUUGGCGCUA
Phytophthora nicotianae INRA-310 is the source of this 1164-nucleotide messenger RNA. RefSeq lists its product as hypothetical. The coding region runs from base 352 to 750 and encodes 132 amino acids. The transcript has a single exon. Gene Ontology annotation, molecular function: ATP binding; ATP-dependent protein folding chaperone. Lineage: Eukaryota; Oomycota; Peronosporomycetes; Peronosporales; Peronosporaceae. The record is from RefSeq and is a predicted model, not a curated record.